AUGAACGAAGAAGAGAAACCGCCCUUACCAUCCAGCCCUCCGCCGGAACCGUAUGAACCCCCAAGAGGUGUUUCAUUUGCAUUGAGCACUGAAUCACCCCUAUACGAUUACAACUUGGUGACGUCGUAUUCAUCGUCGACAUCAUCGCCAUCGGCUUUGUACGUCACCAACGAAUAUCAACGAUAUUCGCCAAGCUCUCCGGGUAUUCCACUCAUUCCGGAGGAACAAAAACCAACAACAUUCUCUUUUAUUGAAUCUCUUUUUCUACCAGUGUCAUCCUCGAAUAGUUCAUGGCAAUAUCCACCAUCGACUACACCAACUCCACCAAUGAUUAUUGAGGAGGGAAUUGUCAAAAACGGGUCGACUCAUCCAGUCUCACCGAGAAGUAUUGCAAAUUCAUUGGAUUCGUUAUCAGAAUGUGCUCAACAUCAUCAGUCGGAUGUACAAAAUGCAAACACAAACGGUGAUCGUAGCCGCAGCUUGGGUGAUCUUCUAUCAGCCACCACUCAAGAUGGAAACGAUUCAAUGCGUAAUGGAAGCUAUGACACUUUGGUUUCGAAAGGAGGAAACGGUCUAGCAGACAGUGGAAUUGGUGCCGGACUGCUAAUGAUGAGAGAUGAAAUGGAUAUAAUGGAUGACAACAAUACAUCUCCUUCAUCUCCUGAUCGAAUUCCAACGGAUAUUUCAUCACCCGACUCGUUCUCCUAUCCAGCUGUCUCAUUCGCAUCGUACGAUCCCGUCGGUGCUGGAAACAUUGCUCUGUCGUAUUCGAAUGAAAACACGAAUCCAUUAGAUUCGUCAAGCCGGGGACAUUCGUCAGACGAUCGGAAACAUUCGGAACUUCCAGCAAUUAGUGAAGAAUCAGAACACGAACAAUCCAUUCACAUUCCGUACAAUUAUCAAUUGAAUCAUCAAAAUCCACACGCUUCGUCAGUUGGACCCCUUCCAUCUGCAAUUGAUCGCCAUCGUGAAGUUGUGGAACACACUUACCCGAUGUUUCAUUGUAAAAGUGCACCAUCAACAAACUCUUUUAUCAAUAAUAAUAUUGAGCAUCGAAGAGUUGUUAGUGAUGAUGUUACUGAAAUUACACGACUCAAACGAAGUGAAGAAAUGGAAAAUAUGGAUAAGAUUGGACGUAAUUCGUUUGAAAAACGUUCUGCUUCGUCUCAAAAUUUGAAGAAAGGGCGGUGCAAAAGCGCGAUGGUAGUAUUCCAAGGAGAACUCGACGAACAAGAGGAUUCAGAAGAUGAAGACAAUGAUGUUGAUGGAUACUCGAAAGAUAAUGAAAUGUUGAUUUUGGAUAAAGGAGGAGCUGAUGAAAGAUACAGAUAUGCUGGUGCAUCGAAGGCCAAUCAAUCAUUGCGCCAUUAUGAUAAUCACGCAAACUUGCCAUCAAUCUCAUCAUCCGAGCCGCCCCCAGUCCGAAUACAUCGAAAAGUGUCUGCAGCAUCCGCUGCUUCAUCAUCUCGUUCAUCCCCCUACAAGGCCAGUGAUCAAUCGUGGAAGGAUAAAAUGCCACCGUUUGGAAUGGUGGGGCACACGAUGUAUUCUCCACAAUCACUUCCAACGAGAGACGCUGUCCCAAGGUCACCAUUCGACGGAUCUGGAACAAUAAGUGGAGCAUCUGGAGUCAUAUCCGGAGGGUCUCAAAGACUGAUUUCGGUCGAAUUGCCAACCGGAGGAGAAACUGAAACGGAUGGAACAACAACUAGUCCAGAUAGCACUUCUCCACUAUAUACUACACCAAUUCGUCCACGUCUUCUACAAUAUCACAAUCUUCCAUCACCACCGGCACUUCUAGCCACCUCUGAAGUCACUGAAGACAUCAUGCCACUUUCUGAGAUUUGUAAUAAUAAUCGGUUUUCGAUUUCUUCUUCGAUCAAUACUGAUCACUCGUCACCGGCUUCAAAAAGUCAGACAAGUAAUCCGAACAACUCUUUUGUUCGAAGAAGUCUUCGAAAGAUUAUGAAACGUGGAUCUGUGUCAACAACGACACUUGGAACAGAAGAUGGCGGAUUACGUACUGGGUCGUUGAAACGGAGAGCCUCUAAUGCGUCCUCAUCAUUUUUCGCAUCCGCACAAGCACAUCUUAGACCAAGACCGAAGAGUUUAAAGAAGCAAAGUAGUUGGAUGUGCACGUCUAUAUUGCAUACGGUACCUUCUUCUGGGGACGAUGAAGAAGGUGAUGACGCAUACUUUCCAUCGGCCAACGCCACCACCACAGCUUCCUUCUUGUCCUCGUCAUCAUCACUGUCUUUUCUGUCGUUGUCAUCAAUCGGAAAGAACAAAAAAGAAAAAUCGGGAUCAGAUACAUUCACGUUUGGAAAUUUGUUCCGGAAGAAGCCCACCGCCAGUCGUCCAAAUCUAGCAGAUAUCAUAUCGGAUUUAGAUCAAAGGUCAACGACAAGUCGACAAAUGAGUGGUGGCGGAUCUCUUUCAGUGGGAGCAACAAACAGACGCAGUACCUCUGCUACAAUUCUUCCGAUGAGUGGUGGACCCAACGACCCGACAACUCCAUUCGAUUCUGCCUCACUUGACGGUAGGCUGAAAUAA
Molecule: messenger RNA, 2553 nt
Organism: Caenorhabditis remanei
Lineage: Eukaryota; Metazoa; Nematoda; Chromadorea; Rhabditida; Rhabditidae
Exons: 15
Coding region: 1-2553 (850 amino acids)
Source: RefSeq, a predicted model, not a curated record